Pterocles gutturalis (yellow-throated sandgrouse) is the source of this 1700-nucleotide messenger RNA. Its product is annotated as receptor-type tyrosine-protein phosphatase mu-like. Gene Ontology annotation, molecular function: protein binding. The record is from RefSeq and is a predicted model, not a curated record. The transcript is spliced from 10 exons. NCBI's taxonomy places the organism in Eukaryota, Metazoa, Chordata, Aves, Pterocliformes, Pteroclidae. The annotation marks the transcript as partial.
CCAUGCACCGGGUCACAUGAAGGAGCAGGCUGGUAGCAUGGGACUUACGCUAGGCCUUGUGCUCCUCAGCUGUUACAUAGCUCGUGUUCUUGUGCCAUGCAUGAAAUAUGUUGAAUCGAGGGGUAUUUAUGUAAGGGAUGCACCUCUGAAGGACAUAAAAGUGUUCAACUUUCGACGAUUUGUAGCUCUUUUUAGUGUGGUAAAUGCCACGAAGCGGGACGCUGGCAACUAUCGCUGCAUGAUUCGGACAGAAGGAGGAGUUGGUGUAUCAAACUAUGCAGAACUGAUAGUCAAAGAGCCACCCGUUCCCAUUGCUCCGCCUCAGCUGUCCUCAGUUGGCGCAACUUACCUGUGGAUACAGUUGAAUGCCAAUUCUAUCAAUGGGGAUGGACCCAUUAUUCAAAGGGAAGUUGAGUAUCGAACUUCAAGUGGAAGCUGGUAUGACAUACAACCUGUGGACUCCACAAGCUACAAGAUUGGGCACCUGGAUCCUGACACAGAAUAUGAAAUCAGUGUAUUACUUACAAGACCAGGUGAAGGAGGAACUGGAUCUCCUGGCCCAGCUCUCAAAACAAGAACAAAAUGUGCUGAUCCAAUGCGUGGGCCACGAAAACUAGAGGUUGUGGAGAUCAAAUCUAGACAAAUCACUGUUUGCUGGGAACCAUUUGGAUAUAAUGUCACACGUUGCCAUCGAUACAAUCUCACAGUGCAUUACCGUUACCAGGCUGGAGGACAAGAGCAAGUGAGAGAAGAAGUAAGCUGGGAUACAGAAAGUUCACAUCCCCAGCACACAAUUACUAAUCUAUCACCAUACACAAAUGUCAGCAUCAAAUUAGUACUAAUGAAUCCCGAAGGACGAAAAGAAAGCCAAGAACUUGUAGUACAAACUGAUGAAGAUGUCCCAAGUGCUGUGCCACUUGAAUCCAUCCAAGGAAGUACAUUUGAAGAGAAGAUUUUUCUCCAGUGGAGAGAGCCAGUGCAAACAUAUGGUGUGAUUACUUUGUAUGAGAUCACCUACAAAGCAGUCAGUUCCUUUGACCCAGAAAUAGAUUUAUCCAAUCAAAGUGGACGAGUCUCAAAGCUGGGAAAUGAAACACACUAUCUCUUUUUUGGAUUGUAUCCUGGCACUACCUACUCUUUCACCAUCAGAGCCAGUACAGCUAAAGGCUUUGGACCUCCAGUCACAAAUCAGUUCACCACUAAAAUAUCAGCACCCUCUAUGCCGCCGUAUGAACUUGAAACACCUUUGAAUCAAACUGACAGUACUGUGACAGUCUUGCUGAAACCUGCACAGAGCAGAGGCGCUCCUGUCAGUGUCUAUCAAAUAGUUGUUGAAGAAGAACGCCCACGGAGAACCAAAAAGACAACCGAAAUCCUGAAGUGCUACCCAGUGCCCAUUCAUUUCCAGAAUGCCUCACUUUUGAAUUCCCAGUACUAUUUCGCUGCAGAGUUUCCAGCCAAUGGUUUACAAGCUGCUCAGCCUUUUACUAUUGGUGAUAACAAAACCUACAGUGGUUUCUGGAACACUCCUCUUCUUCCUCAUAAGAGCUAUAGCAUCUAUUUUCAAGCUGCUAGCAGAGCCAAUGGGGAAACCAAAAUCGACUGCGUCAGGGUAGCCACAAAAGCUGCGAUAAUCGUGACUCAGCUUACAACACCAUACAUUCGCAUCGCCCCUGCUGCAGGCGACGACCAACUAACAG